Molecule: messenger RNA, 4292 nt
Organism: Phalacrocorax carbo (great cormorant)
Lineage: Eukaryota; Metazoa; Chordata; Aves; Suliformes; Phalacrocoracidae
Source: RefSeq, a predicted model, not a curated record
ACAUCGCGGCGGCUGAGUGACAGGUGGUGAGGACCAAUCGAGGCGCGCGAAGAGCUGGGGGGGCGGUAGUCUCUUCUCAGCGGCUCCUACGCGGGGCGGCGGGAACGUUAACGCUUUCCAAUGGAUAUAAAAGUCGUCAGAAGAUAUGAAACAAGAAAUAAGAUGGCAGGAGCAGAACUGUCAUCCAAAUCCCGAGUUGAUUGGAGACGUACUAAAAGGGAGCUCAUACUACUUGACAGCAAUGAUGAACCCUUAUGUACCUCUGAGGAGGAAGAGCCUACCACAUCAGAAGAUGAGGUAGAGGAAAAAGAUGAAGCUGUUGUGAAGAACAGCCUUUCAGAUCAGGAAGAGAAAAGGCACGAUGGGGAAUUAGCAGAAGAAGGUGAGGAUGAGUGCAUCGUGCCUGGGAAGCGUAAAAGGUUGAACACCUCCGUCUUGUAUGACAGUGAUGAAAGUGAGGACAGCGAUAUACCUAUUAGAAAAGUUUUUGCUAAACGCCACUGUAUAAUUGAUGAAGAUGAGAGUUCUGAAGAACAGCAACCUCGUAAAACCUGCCCUACAGAAAAUGUUUCUACUAAUAGGAAACAGAAAGUGUUUGCAAAGUUGAAAGAACUUGCAAGGCAAAGAGCAACUCGGACAUCCUGCAGCAGUGAAAAUUCUGAGGAUUCUAAUGGUGAAGAAGAAAUGGAAGAAGAACCACUCGGUCACUUGCCCCUCACACCAACAGAAGGCAGUGAAAGUGACAGCAACAGCAUGAAAGAUUUUAUAGUAGAGGAAGAGGAAGAUGAUGAUGACAACACAGAUGAUGAAAAGAGUGAAAACCAGCCACAACAGAAGGAACUAAAAACAUCAAAUAGCGAGUUGCUGGCACACUAUGUUCCACACUUAUCUCGCUGUGAUCAUUAUGUACACUUCAAAAGAAUAGUAAAGGCUUUCCUCAUAAAUGCAAUUGAUGACACUUUUCUGAGCUCAUUAUAUGAUGGAACAAGACAAAAGAAGUAUGCGCAAGAUAUGUUGCUCUCACUUCAUUAUUUGGAUGACCGUUUCAUUCAGCCUCGUCUUGAGAACUUAAUCUCUAGAAGUCGCUGGAAAGAUCGAUACAAGGAGCGUGUGGAUUGUUACCCAGAUGUUCGCAUAAUCUUGAAAAAUCCAGAAAAUAUCUCUUGUCAGGCGUGUGAAUUGAAUCGGUAUUGUAAGUUCAACGUGCUGCUCUCUGGAAAGCUCUAUAAUAGUAGAACUUUGGAAGCAGAUGACUUCAUGUCAGAUGACAAGCAGGUUUUGAAGGUUGGCGUGGUGUGUGCAAAUCGUACAAGAGUUUAUCAUAACUUGAAGCACUUCAAAUACAAGUUGCAUGUGGAUUGCAGCUCCAUUACUGAGGUGGAUGGUGUUGAGGACGAACCGGUCAAAGACACGGUCGAACGGCUUUUCAGCCAGUUGGAUGACAGUGGGUGGAUUCAGAAGAGAUAUAAUGAUCUUGAAGACUACAUGAAUGAUGCAGACAGAUUCCAAGAAGAGAAAAUGGAUUAAGUGGUCAUAAAGCUCUUUGAAAGGCAUUUUGUAAAAAUCUGAAUGGCCUGCUUUAGCUGCAUGCACUUUAUCUCUGCCUGGUCUUCAAGAUUCUUUCUAGGCUGUGUUAUACUUAAAUCCAUAUGCCUUUAAACUACUGUCUGAGGAUGUGCUGUAUCUUUUUUUCUCAUCUGUGUCAAUAAUAACCCAAAGUUUUACCAAAUCAGUCCUUCCAGGCUUACUGCAUAGGUCACUUUAAGUUUCCUUCUGUUCUUAAAAAUAACAUCUCAGUAUCUGUUUACUUGGGAAAUAAAGCUGCCACCUAUUUCUGUUGAACUGCAUCGUAGGGAAGGUAGGAGAUGCUGAGACCUUUUGAAGUAGGUGUAUUUGGAAAGGUAAGGCUAUGUGAUACAGGAACGUAUGACUUGCAUCUUACCUUCCUUCUUGCUCGUUAUGCGCAAGUAAGCCCAAGCAUUUAGAAUGGUAGUUACAAUAAACAGGACCCAAAUGCAGAGGUCUAUUUCCCUACUGAGGAAUCAGUAUAGACUGUUGCAAGGCAACAGAGGAAAUAUUCUGCAGUUCUGACUACAUUUGCGGCACAGUAGUCAUUCCUCUCUUUAGAGAGUAGGUGAUGAGUCACAUUAUAGGCGUCAUGCAGACUGAGUCUGGCUUAGCUAUCUAAGUGAACGCUUGGGCCCACAGCGCUGGCUCUGAUAAGCAGCUGGGGCAAUUCACUGAGAUUUUAAACAUAAAUUACAUUGUGCAAGCAUAAUGGCAACAACGUGCAGUAACUAAAAGAUUAAUGGAUUAAUGCGGCCAUGCAAGAUGAGCAAGAAUUCUUCCAGUGUAACUUAAUAGAAAUUAGGAGUUGCUCAGAAUCAUGAUGCAUCACUUACCUGAAUUACAUGAAGCCCAAGUCAGAGUUCUUUGGGGCCAGGGGAGUAGAUUUUUGAAGAGUUAGGAAGAGUUAAGUACUGUAUUGGCCAUUCUGAAAAACUGGACGUGAGCCGACGAUGUGCUCACAGCCCAGACAGCCAACGGUACCCUGGGCUGCAUCAAAAGCAGCGUGGCUGGCCGGUCGAGGGAGGUGGUUCUGCCCCUCUACUCCACUCUGGUGUGACCCCACCUGCAGUGCUGCAUCCAGCUCUGGAGCCCUCAGCACAGAUGGGACAUAGACCUCUUGGAGCGGGUCCAGAGGAGGCCACAGAAAUGAUCCAAGGGAUGGAGCACCUCUCCUGCAAAGACAGGCUGAGAGAGUUGGGGUUGUUCAGCCUGGAGAAGAGAAGGCUCUGGACAGACCUUAUUGUGGCCUUUCAGGACUUAAAAUGGGCUUAUCAGAAAGAUGGGGACAGGCUUUUUACCAGGACCUGUAGUGACAGGAGAAGGGGCAAUGAUUUUAAGAUGAAAGAGUGUUGGUAUAGAUGGGCAUAAGGAAGACAUUUUUUAUGAUGAGAGUGGUGGGGCACUGGAGCAGGUUGCCCAGGGAAGCUGUGGAUGCCCCAUCAGUGGAAGUGCUAAAGGCCAGGUUGGAUGGAGCUCUCAGCAACCUGGUCUAGUGGAAGAUGUCCCUUCCCAUGAUGAUCUUUAAAGGUCCAUUCCACCCCAGCGCAUUCUUUGAUUCUGUCUCUGUACCUUGUGCUGCAUAUAAAAUCAAUUAGGUGUAGCCUAAGAUAAGAUGCAGGGCUUUGCAUCCAGUUAGGAACUGUUCCUACAUCCUGCUGUAUGCACUUACUGAUCCAUUAGUGUUUUGCAGCUGAGCAACUUAGUGAAAGGGAAGAUAUUGUUAGAAGUCUAGAUUCUUUCAACAUGAUCCUCUCAGAACCAAAAUUAAUGAAACCUAAUUUCUCAUGGAUUUGUCCAUAAGAAAUCCCCGCAUUCAUUAUGCCACUCUACUGGUAACAGCUGUGCUGAUUGGCCAGGGGACUGCUGCCAGGUGUAUCACUUAACAGGGAACAUCUGUUGGCUUUUUUCCACAGGAACUACCUGACAUUUGUCAUUCAGUACCCUUUUUUCCAGCAUUCAUUGUAAGAAAUAAACUGCUUUUAUAUAUUAAAGGGUUGAAAGGCAGCGAUGGUUUAUAUGCUAUUGGAGUGAGCUAAUAUUGUCAGUUCUCCCUUGUACCACAUACAGAUACAAGGUUUACAAACCAAAUGAAGAAUCCCUGUAAACAUAUUGAGACAUAUUCUAAAGUAAACUUAUGUUGCAGAUAUUGUUUCCAUACCCUAACUGUGAGUUAGAUAUGUAAACAUCCUGAGAUUUUAUAUAUGUUAUACCUAUCUCCCGGGUGACCAAAGCUGAAGGAAAUCUUCUCUAUUCUUUUUCCUUCUUCAUCCCUGUUCUGAGAAUAUUGGUGGGAACACACCCGUCAGCUUAAAAGUCUUCAGGAAUCCAUCUCAAAUAUAUCCCUUUUAGGAAAAGUAAUGCCCCUUGGUGCCCCACUUCCUUCUGUUAACAAAAUCUCUGUACACUUUUGUUGAUUUCUCUAGAUAAUAAAAUAACAUUUAUGUUUGGUGUAACUUCAUUCUUACAAAGGAAAACCGUUCUGAAAUAGAAUCAUAGAAUUAUAGAAUCGUUAAGGUUGGAAAAGACCCUUAAGAUCAUCGAGUCCAACCGCUAACCUAUCACUGCCAAAUAAAUGAGUUUUGUACCACAAAAUGGAGUAUGCCCUCUCAGAGCCUUCCUGACUCGUCUUAAUUUCUGCUACCUUCUGAAUUUUUUGAAACCUCUCAAGACUGUAUGAUUUUUAUUUUAAAAUUUUGCUAUAAAAAUGAAUGGUCCAUUUCUCA